UUUGGUAGAAGAAUGGGUGGGCAUCGUAGGUUCUAAAACGGGCCAAUAGUACAUGGCCCAAUAAAAUGAGGCCUAGUACUUAUAUUUAGUCGGUUCCAAAGCUUUGCAUUUUUUUCCUUUUUACAAAACCCUAAUCUUUUAUUUCAUUUUCUUCUGUUAUUCCUUAGUCAUAUAUCGUUACCUCUUCGUCUUCUAUUAUUCGAUCGAUCUCUCAACCAUCUAAAUAGAACCUAAUAAAAGUGGCGUCUUCGAUGCUCCGGCGCUCCCUUUUUCGUAAUUUGAUUUGUGCUCGGCCAACACUCCGACGACGAAUAUCAUCGUCGUCGUCCGAACAUGUGGCGGCUGCGCCGCCAUGGCUGUUGAUUGAAGACAGUGUUGAAGAUGGGGUGUUGUACAACAAUUUUUACAGCAUGGCCGAUAAAAAAGUAAUAAAAAAAGAAGCCAAGUAUACGAAAUCAUCGAAAGAUAUCGGGAUGGUGGUGGGAUCUUCACACGGUUGGCUAGCUUUGUGCAAUUUGUGCAAUUCGGGGGGCAGCAGCAGCAGCAGCUUCAAUAAUAAUAAUAUGUAUCUCUAUAAUCCUGUCUCGCAGAGUAUCUUCGAUCUCCCGUCGUUUCCUAUGUCCGUACCGUCGAAGGUCAUCCUAUCGUCCUCCCCGGAAGAAGACGGCUGUCGUGCCAUUAUGUCUUUCGGUCCACAAAACAGGCUGCUCUACUGCUGCCCCGGUCGCAGCAACGAGUGGACUCCCAUCGACGACGAGGCCGAGACUAGUAGUACGUAUCCAACGAUGUACAACGACUUUGUGUAUUCCAAGGGACAAAAGCUAUUGUUCAGCAUCAACAGUUCCGACAUGUUCGAGUGUUGGGAUCUCGCGGACCUUGCGAAUCCGAAACAGAUUUGGAAGAUACGAUGCGGUGUAAGUUGGUCCACAUGGAGAUACCUCGUGUUUGCGGAGCAGUCGGAGCGGCUCUUUCUUGUAGAUCGUUACGUAGUGGAAAACAUCAGACCGUACGGUGCCACUCGAGACGGUCCGCAUCAGACGUUUUCAUUUUAUGUUAUUGAAUUAAUUGUUAAUCUUACUGCUAAUGAUGAAGACGACGAAGAUGAUAAACUAGAGUUGAUUGGCAUGGCUACCUUGGAUGGUAUGGCAUUCUUCGUUGGUUCGACGGGACACGGAGUCGUCAUCGAAGAAACGGUUGAGAAUAACGUCGAGCCGAAUUCGAUAUAUUUCACCGACGCAAAGGAACUCACCCCACCGCCUUGGGAUCACGAUAAACGAUACGGUGGCCACGAUGUAGGCGUCUUUAAUUAUGAAGAAAAAAAUUUCUCUCCUUUCUACUAUUCUCAUGAUAUUCGAAACUUUAGAAGAAUUAAUAACCCGGCACCGACAUGGUUCUCGCCAUCCCAUUAGAUAUAAAACAAUGUUUUAAAAACCGACCCGGCUAGCUAGUUGAUAUUUGUGGGAUUUCAAGAGAGGUAGAUUUAUCCUUCUUUUAAUUUUCUUUUUUACAAAUUUAAAAGUCGUUCAUCGAAUAAAAGUUGUUGUUCGUGCUCUGCCCGUCAAAAUAA
Molecule: messenger RNA, 1567 nt
Organism: Erythranthe guttata (spotted monkey flower)
Lineage: Eukaryota; Viridiplantae; Streptophyta; Magnoliopsida; Lamiales; Phrymaceae
Source: RefSeq, a predicted model, not a curated record